CCGCCAAUUCCGACUCAGGAGCGCGAGGCAGGCGGCGGGGUAAACCAGGGCAAAUAGACUAUGCGGAAAGUAGUUCAGCAAUGUUUUCUUUUAGGAAUUAAAUUAUAAGUACAUGUCGUGUAAAUAGAGACGAGAACUCGGUUCGUUAUCGGAGGCGUUAUUUGGUGUUAACGUAAAUUGCACUGGUGUGUUAAAUUGUUUAGCCGUAGAAAGUCACGAACGAGAGGAGCCCCGGGUUAGUGGUUGGGAUGUUGGCGGCGGAAAAUCCAUCUGUGGACGGACAUUUGGCAGCAUCGACUCCUCACAGAAGAGGCAUGGACUGUAAGACAAGAAACAAUGCAAGCAAGAAACUAAUCCAGGCUCGUCUACCUUUUAAGCGCCUGAACCCUGAACCUAAAGAGAACCAACCGCCUAAGCGCCCCUGCACUUAUGCCUGCCCUGGAUCUGAAAUCCCAGAAAAGCAGAAUGAGAGUGAGUCUUCCCCUCUUAUUGAGCGCAGUGGACCCCCUUUAGUUAAUGGUCGCGGUCCACUUGAUGGCUUUUUGAGCCGCAGACGACCCGCAUCUUCAAAUGAGAAAGUGGUCAUUGAUUUAACUGAGGACAAGUCUUCAUGCCCUGUAAAGUGCCUUGCUUCACCUGCUCCUGCGUCGUCCUGUCUUUCAACAAAAGACAAAAAUCGCUGCAAUAACAAAACUGCCUCUGAGAAACCCAGCAGUGUUGAUGACACUCCAAAAACAUGCACUGUAGACCUUGUGAAUACUGAUGAAGAAGUGGAAGAAAGCGAUCACACAGCAUCUAUCUCGCAGCUUGACAUGACGCAGGAUUCUGACAAUGAGCCAGAAGAGCAGAAUGAGUCAGGAAAUGUUUCCAGUUUGGGAAACCAGUCCAUGCAGUCGGCUUCACCAGUCAGCUCCAUGUCUGAAAGCUCACCAGAAAAGACCAAGACUGGCGACCCCACACCCACCACUACACCUACAGAGCCAAAGACCACCCCUAAGGUACCAGCAGAUCAGAAAAAGGUUAAAAGACGCUCAUUGAAGACUUUACAAGUGCAAGAGGAGAGGAUUCAAAUGCGACAGGAGAAAGAGCGCCAGAAGGAGGAGGAGAAAGCUGCAAAGCAGAAAAAGAAAGAAGAAGCUCGCAAACUCAAGGAGGAGCGAGAAAGGGAAAAGCGAGAGAAAAAGGAAAAAGAUGAGCAAGAGAAGCGUGAAAAAAAGGAGAAGGAAGAGAGGGAAAAGGCUGAGAGGCUAAAAGCAAAAGAAGAGCUGCGUAAAUCUAAGCAAGAGGCAAAGCUUGAAGAAAAAAGGAAGAAAGAGGAGGAGAAGCGAAUGAAAGAAGAGGAGAAACGGUUGAAAGAAGAAAAAGAUCGUCUCAAAGCAGUGAAAGCAGAAAUAACACGAUUUCUACAGAAACCCAAGACUCAGCAGGCUCCUAAGACACUUGCAGCUGCAUGUGGGAAGUUUGCACCAUUUGAGAUAAAAGAAAACAUGUGUUUAGCACCACUGUGUCGGGUUCAGUGUGAGGACUCUGUUCUAGAGGAGCUGGACCGGUGUUUGUUGAAUCCUGCUGAAAACCUGAAUGGACUGAAAGAUUGGAUUGGACAAAAACCAAGACAUUCAGGACCCACUAAACCCAGACAGACUGACUCACUCAGGGAAUGUGUAAUAGUGGGGGAGCCAAAACCAGAUGGUGUACCAGAUCGUCGACGCUACGGACACAUGAAGCUGCUGCACUUCCAUGAGAACUACCGUCCAGCGUACUGGGGCACCUGGUGUAAAAAGAGUUCACAUAUCUCACCUCGCUGUCCUCUCAGACAAGACAAGGAUUUGCUUGACUAUGAUGUGGACAGUGAUGAAGAAUGGGAGGAAGAGGAACCAGGGGAAUCCUUGUCUCACAGCGAAGGGGAGGAUGAAGAAGAAGGAGGUGAUGAUGACGACGAUGAUGAUGACGGCUUCUUUGUUCCUCAUGGCUACCUCUCAGAUGAUGAAGGUGCAAUAGAAGAUGAGGAUGGUGGCGACCUGGAGAAGCAAAAGCUGCGUCAGAAACUCAAAGCAAGGGAGUGGGAUGAGCUGAUGGCCACCAAGAAGAAGAUGAAGGUGCUGGAACCUGUGGUGAAAGGCUGUUUUUGGGAGGGACAGGGACUUUGUUCUGAUCCCUUCCAGCCUUUUGCUGUUUGUCUGGUUGAGCCUUUACCCAAGGUGGACAAAAGCCCGAGUCCAGAGGAGCUGUCCAGGAGGGAUCAGAAGGAAGCGCAGUUGCUCGGACAGCUGCUGCUUCUACUACAUGGCAAUUCCAACAGCAGCAAAGUGAUCAUCAGUGAGUUUCAAGAGUUUUGUCGUCAGCGGAGCUCCUCAUCACCAGCUCCUGAUCUAUCCAGCCCUCAGAGCCCACCAGAGAACAUUCCCACCAGAAUACAGCUAAAACGCCUCAUCAAGAAUAAUGCUGUUUAUGAGAAACGCUCAACCUACAAACGAUGCUGCUGGUACGUGCACACAGAGGUCCUGUCCCGUUUUGGACAGGAAGCUCUCCCAGUUCCUUGCCAGUGGACCUACCUCACCACAGGGGCUCGAGAAGAGUCCCGUGAAGAACUCCAGGCAGCCACGGGCUCUCAGGGAAACUCUCCCACUACAUCCCAAACCUCCACCACACCAUCAUCCUCCAACAAGAGGAAGAGCACCGGCAGCAUGUCCAUCACCAAGUUCAUGAAGAGAUGUACUAAUUCUGAUCAGAUUGAAGCAACAGAGGCUGACGGUUUCCAAGCUGACACAGAGGAUGAUUACGAUGAAGAUUGUGUCGUUGUCUCCACUCAGAGUGGUUCCAAAAGAGAGAAGAAUUGCAGCAAGGGAGAAUCUGUGAUGGAUGUCUCUCCUAAAGCAGCUCCCCCUGUGGCCAGCGCUGCUACAUCCACCACUGUUUGAAGACUGGACAGGCUGUAAUCCCAAACCCAAUAACCCUCAUUAAUUCCCUCAUCCUGCUUCUUACUCUGUCUCCAAGAAAGAACAAAGCCUUCAAUAAAGGUGGCUGACACUGCAUCAGACAGCAGGUGACGUCUGCCCAGUCAUGGCCAUUUUCCUGGUUAGUGUUGUGUAAAAUCAAAGCAGCAGUCUUGAUUAUUGGUGCUCAUUAUGUUCAGUCUUUAACUAUGAUUGAUAUUUGUUUCCAGUUUCCAGACAGGCAUGUUUAUUAUGGACAUUUUUGAAAUGUGAGGCAAGCAUCUUUGAUACUGAUGCAGACUGGGUUGGACAGAGAGGGAGAACAGAGGUGACUAAUUUUUAUGAAAAGCAUUCAAGACAUCAAGACUACCAAUAUUUACGGAUUUAGAAAUGUUAAAUUCAUGAAUUUAUUGGUUUUCUUCAGGUCCAUUUGUAUAUAAUUAACCAAAAAGUAGUGGAGGGAAAUGAGAGGCUUAAAGUACAUCUGUAAAUUUAAAUGUCAUUUUUUUGGGGGGUCAUUUAUCCUGACAUUUAUAUUUCAGACAACUCACCGAGUAGCUGCAAGACCUGAACUUGUACAGUUAGAAACAGUGUUGGUGUUUUAUAAAUAUGUAUUUUUCAAGAAUACUUGAACAGGAUAAAUUCGUUAAACAUAAUAAAAAGUACUGCACCUUU
Melanotaenia boesemani (Boeseman's rainbowfish) is the source of this 3608-nucleotide messenger RNA. RefSeq names its product chromatin assembly factor 1, subunit A (p150) (gene chaf1a). Gene Ontology annotation, cellular component: nucleus; CAF-1 complex. Bases 249 to 2918 code for a protein of 889 amino acids. NCBI's taxonomy places the organism in Eukaryota, Metazoa, Chordata, Actinopteri, Atheriniformes, Melanotaeniidae. The transcript is spliced from 16 exons. The record is from RefSeq and is a predicted model, not a curated record. Gene Ontology annotation, biological process: nucleosome assembly.